Messenger RNA from Amblyraja radiata (thorny skate), 5377 nucleotides. RefSeq names its product patatin-like phospholipase domain containing 6 (gene pnpla6). The transcript has 37 exons. Gene Ontology annotation, biological process: phosphatidylcholine metabolic process. Gene Ontology annotation, cellular component: endoplasmic reticulum. Gene Ontology annotation, molecular function: phosphatidylcholine lysophospholipase A1 activity. The coding region runs from base 175 to 4455 and encodes 1426 amino acids. The record is from RefSeq and is a predicted model, not a curated record. NCBI's taxonomy places the organism in Eukaryota, Metazoa, Chordata, Chondrichthyes, Rajiformes, Rajidae.
UUUAAACCAGCAUCUGCAGUUCCUUCCUACACAUGUUCUGCAGAGACGCCUCCUGACCUGCUUAGUUACUCCAGCCCUUUGCGUCCAUUUUUGUAGUUCCUUGUGUCUACUUCCUACUAGGUGUCCACUUUAUCAAAGGAGGCAGAGCCAACCUUGUAUAACGGUAGUGUUCAAAUGGUCUCGUCCUUGUGGCACCAUCCACCUCCUUGUGGCACAGCUCCCAUUCUAUUUUUCAGUUGCGGAAGGGUGGUGCAAAUGGGGCAGAAUGAAGCUCGACAUGCAGAGGAUUUAGAGAAUGAACUUGAUGGCAGCUUAUUAGAUCUGAAGACUCUGGUUGAAAACCAACUACAAACAGCCAUGAUGAUGGGAGUAAUAUUGGGGGCUGGUGUGGCAAUCGUUCUGAUUGCCACCACCAUUCUCCUUGUUCACAGGCGGUUGCAAGAGAGAAAGAUUCAAGCUCAGGAAACUCCCAAAUACAGAUUCCGAAAACGUGAUAAAGUAAUGUUCUAUGGCCGCAAGAUCAUGAGAAAGGUGUCCCAAUCCACAUCUUCCUUUGUUGGAACUUCGAUAAGACAAAAGUUCAAAAGGAAACAAAAAAUGCUGAUCAUUGCAAAACGGUUCUUGCACAUUGUUAAGGAUCUUCCAACCCUACAGCCAAAGGAGCCUCCACCCUCCGUUCUCGAGGCAGAUUUAACUGAAUUUGACGUUGCCAGCUCACACUUGCCUUUGGAAGUUCUGUACAUGCUGAAAAACGUCAGAGUUCUGGGCCAUUUUGAGAAGCCUUUGUUUCUGGAGCUGUGUAAACACAUGGUCUUCCAGCAAUUUCAGCAAGGGGAGUAUGUCUUCAAACUGGGAAACGCGGACAACUGCAUCUACGUGGUACAGGAUGGCAAACUGGAGCUCAGUCUGAUGGGACCUGAUGGUAAAGAAAGCGUGGUAAAGGAGGUUUUCCCUGGUGAUAGUGUACACAGUUUGCUCAGCAUUCUUGACGUCAUUACCGGUCACCAACGGCCAUUCAAAACCGUGUCAGCCCGAGCUACUGAAGUAUCAACUGUGCUCUGCUUGCCCGUGGAAGCCUUUCAGGCAAUUUUUGAGAAGUAUCCAGAAAGUUUGGUGAGGGUGGUGCAGAUCAUCAUGGUGAGGCUGCAGAGAGUGACGUUCGUAGCUUUGCACAACUAUCUGGGCCUGACUAAUGAACUGUUCAAUCAGGAGAACCAGCCUUCGCGCCUGGCUCCACUGCCGAACUCUGCCACUCGCAUGAGCCCUGUGCGACACAGACAGUUCAAUAGUUCAUCGCUUGCUGAUGAUCAGAAGGAUGCAGCUGGGAAGUCAAACUCUGAUGCAGGGACCGAGGGACCAAAGGCACAGACUUCAGAGAACAACCGGGCUGCCUUGCUGAGCCGCUGUAUAUCCAUGCCCGUGGACAUUUCGGGAAUACACAAAGGAAUGUGUUCAGAUUUUGAUAUGGCCUACGAGCGUGGGAGGAUCUCAGUGUCUCUGCAAGAGGAAUUGCCAUUUAGCCCUUCAUUUAGCAGAUCAGCACCACACGAUACCAGGGAACGCAGGUCCGUGACCGUGGAGGGCCAACCCUCAUCCGUGCACCUUUACCCCGAGGAUGAACCAGAUGACAUUGAUGGAGCAUUUCAGGUGAAGCACGUUGGAACCAUUUUCGAGGAGGCAAAGCAGGAGCUCUUGAAGUUGAUGCGGAUUGAGGAUCCAUCACUUCUUGACAACCGGGUAACGCUGCACCAUGCCAAAUGUGGGAGUCUGCUCGCCCGUGAAGGGGAUCAGGACGUCAGUUUACAUUUUGUGUUGUCCGGCUGCCUGCACAUUUAUCAGCGGACGAUCGACAUGGAGGAUGAUGUGUGCUUAUUUGUGACCUACCCUGGUGAAAUGGUGGGCCAGCUCGCCGUCCUAACUGGGGAACCUCUGAUCUUCACCAUCAAAGCAAACCGUGACUGCAUCUUCCUCAAGAUCUCCAAAUCCGACUUCUACGAGAUAAUGCGUGAACAGCCUAAUGUGGUCCUCAGCACUGCACACAAUGUGGCUGUCAGAAUGUCUGCAUUUGUCCGACAAAUGGACUUUGCAAUUGAUUGGAUGGCAGUGGAAGCAGGCCGUGCCCUCUACAGGCAGGCUGACCGAUCGGACUGCACUUACAUUGUGCUGAACGGACGCCUGCGAUCGGUGAUCCGAAAGGCCAAUGGCAAGAAGGAGCUAGUGGGAGAGUAUGGACGUGGAGAUCUGAUCGGAGUGGUGGAAGCCCUGACACACCAGCCCCGAGCCACCACGAUGCAUGCCGUCCGCGAUUCGGAACUGGCCAAGUUGCCCGAAGGGACGUUGAACAACAUCAAAAGGAGGUAUCCUCAGGUAGUCACUCGGUUAAUUCAUCUGCUGGGUCAGAAGAUCCUCGGGAACCUGCAACAAGUACACGGACCAUUUCCAGGCUCCAGCUUGGGACUGUCGACAGCCAGCAGUGCUGAUGUCACGAACCCAACCAGUAACCUCUCCACCGUGGCUGUGCUUCCCGUCUGCGAUGAGGUGCCGAUCGCUGCCUUUGCCAUGGAACUGACGCAUGCACUCAAUGCCAUCGGCCCAACAUUGCUGAUGACCAGUGAUAUCAUUAGACAGCGCCUUGGUGCAUCAGCAUUGGACAGCAUCCAUGAGUACCGUCUCUCAGCAUGGCUGGCCCAGCAGGAGGACCUACAUCGGAUCGUGCUGUACCAGACUGACUACAGCAUGACGCCUUGGACCCAACGCUGUAUUCGACAAGCUGAUUGCAUCUUGAUAGUUGGUCUUGGAGAUCAGGAACCCUCCUUGGGACUGCUGGAGCAGAUGUUGGAGAACACAGCAGUGCGAGCACUGAAGCAACUCAUCCUGUUGCACAAAGAAGAUGGCCCCAGUCCUUCCCGGACCGUCGAAUGGCUGAACAUGAGGAGCUGGUGCUCCGGGCACUUCCAUAUCAAGUGUCCACGCAGAAUCUUCUCACGUCGGAAUCUUCAAAAAUUGACGGAGCUAUAUGAGAAUGUCGUUCAGAAACCCGCGGACCGACACAGUGACUUCUCCCGUCUGGCCCGGAUCCUAACGGGGAACACAAUUGCAUUGGUGUUGGGAGGAGGAGGAGCCAGAGGAUGCUCGCAUGUGGGUGUAAUAAAAGCCAUGGAGGAGAGUGGAAUCCCAGUCGAUAUCGUUGGUGGAACGUCCAUUGGGUCAUUUAUUGGCGCAUUGUACGCAGAGGAGCGGAGUGCAGUGGGGACCAAGCAGAGAGCGAAGGAGUGGGCAAACGCCAUGAAUUCUGUCUUUAAAACAGUGUUAGACCUGACCUACCCCAUCACAUCGAUGCUCUCUGGCUCUGCUUUCAACACGAGCAUUGCUGAUGUCUUUGAGGAUAAACAAAUUGAGGACCUGUGGAUCCCGUAUUUCAAUGUGACGACUGAUAUUACUGCGUCUGCAAUGAGGGUGCAUAAGGAUGCAGGCAGCAUCUGGCGUUACGUCAGAGCGAGUGCAUCUUACGUCCCUUAUUUGCCUCCUCUCUGUGACCCCAAGGACGGGCAUUUGCUUGUGGAUGGCUGCUAUGUAAACAAUGUCCCAGGCUCGCUGUGGCGGUACGUGCGAGCUAGCAUGUCCCUCUCGGGAUACCUGCCGCCACUCUGUGACCCCAAGGACGGACACUUGCUCAUGGACGGAGGAUACACCAACAACCUGCCAGCUGAUAUCGCCAAAACGAUGGGUGCCAAAACAGUCAUUGCUAUUGAUGUGGGAAGCAGGGAUGAAACCGAUUUGUGUAACUAUGGAGACAGCCUGUCGGGAUGGUGGUUGCUUUGGAAACGCCUAAAUCCAUGGGCAGAAAAAGUCAAAGUCCCAGACAUGUCAGAAAUCCAGUCACGACUGGCUUACGUGUCCUGUGUCCGACAGUUGGAGGUGGUGAAGAGCAGCGCCUACUGUGAAUACAUCCGCCCACCUAUUGACAGGUUUAAAACCAUGGACUUUGGCAAGUUUGAUGAAAUUUAUAAUCUCGGCUACCAGUACGGGAAGGUGGUGUUCGGCAACUGGAACAGAGGAGACAUUAUCGACAAGAUGCUGAAGGACAGAAAGUCAGUUGACUACUACGAAAUCAAGAAGAAGAAUGCCUUUAUGUCCUCCAACGCUGCGUUCACUGACCUCGCUGAGAUUGUGUCUCGAAUUGAGCCUCCAAAGACCUACAACUUGGCUGACGAAGAGUCCGAUUAUCUGACUGAGUAUGAAGAUGAUAUAAUGGAUGCAAUGAGGGAUGAAGAUGACGACCCAGAAGAGUUACCGGACAACGAGGAGCUGGGUGAUCAGGAAUAUCCCGACCAAGACCAUUCUGCUAUGGAGUGGAACAUGGACCCGGAUGAAGAAACCGAUCUCAGAAACCGCAGGCCUGGUGGCAUCGGCAGCGAUCUGGCAUGCCCCUCUCCAUCCGACAGUGAAGUUUAAACACGGUUGAGGCGGCCCUGCACUGCGCGCUUACCCGAACAUACAACCCACAGUUCAAUAAUGGAGCUAAGCUAAGCAAAGGAAUCUACAAAAUUAUGCCGUUGAACGAGGGGCAUCUUACCCGGUGGUCUGGGAAUUACUGUUGCUUUUUUAUAUUACACAUCCUUCCUCCUCUUUCAUUGCAAGAGCGGUUAAUAAGAAGCGGCCAGGGUACGGAUGGCACAGACAUCUGCAGUCGGUGGAGUUUGUGGUUACUUGUGAUGUUCCUGUUUAAUCGGGAAUUGGUCCGCUUGUUCGGGUUUUCCCCUAGGGGGAAGUGUGAGGGGAUAUCGGGAGACCCACCGCAAGGGUCUAGUGUGUCUGUUCCCUGUUGCCCUCCUCUCCGGCCCCACCAUCAACACAUGCUGGGCUGGGCUGGGCUUGCCUGCUCCGUGAAGCUCGGCUGCCGUUACUGCUGCAAGAACCCACCCACCCACCCACACGGAAAAGAAACUGAGUUGUAAGCGUUGCACCGAUUGCUGGUGGACGGCUUUGCCGACUGCCCACCGUAAGCCCCCGCGAUAAUCCUGCCCGCGAUCAGUGGUCCCACGGUACAGAGAUGAAGCCCAAACUCUCAGCUCAGACGGUGUGCUUGUGUAGGAAGGAAAUUGCAGACGUUGCUUUACACUAAAGACAGACACAAAGUGCUGGAGUAACUCAGCUGGUCAGGCAGCAUCUCUGGAGAAAAUGGAUAGGUGACGUUUUGGGUCGGAACCCUUCCACAGACAAAGAUAGAGGUUAGGGGUGGGCAGCUUUAAAGCCCUGUCCCACUGUACGAGUUCAUUCCAAGAGCUCUCCCCGAGUUUGCCCUGAUUCAAACUCGGAGAUUUACGGUAAUGGCCACUCGUCGGUACUCGGGGCUCUCGUGGACAUUUUUCAUCAU